AUGCAGGUAACAGACGUGCUUCUGUUGGGCUUCGGUCUGCUCUUCCUCCGCUGGUGGUGGCGCCACUGGUCUACCACGGGGGGCGGACAGAAGAACCUCCCGCCUGGUCCGCCCGGGUGGCCCAUUGUUGGGAACCUCUUCCAAGUGAUCCUACAGCGUCGUCACUUCAUCUACGUGGUCCGCGACUUACGCAAAAAGUACGGCCCCAUCUUCACCGUGCAGAUGGGCCAGCGCAGGUUGAUCAUCGUCUCCAGCGCGGACCUCAUCCACGAGGCGCUGAUCCAGCGCGGCCCAUUGUUCGCGAGUCGGCCCAAAGACUCUCCCAUCCGCCUCAUCUUCAGCAUGGGAAAGUGCGCCAUCAACUCCGCCGAGUACGGGCCUGUCUGGCGCACCCUCAGGAAGAACUUCGUCACCGAGAUGAUCACCCCACUCAGAAUUAAGCAGUGCAGCUGGAUAAGAAAAUGGGCCAUGGAAGCCCACAUGAGGAGGAUCCAGCACGAGGCACGUGAGCAAGGUUUCGUAGAAGUCAUGAGCAACUGCAGACUCACCAUCUGCAGCAUCCUCAUCUGCCUCUGCUUCGGCGCCAAGAUCGAGGAAAACAGAAUCAAGCGCAUAGAAAGCAUCUUGAAGGACGUCAUGCUCAUCUCGCUUCCGAAGCUUCCAGACUUUUUGCCCGUCUUCACGCCGUUGUUCCGGCGCCAGGUGAAGGAAGCGAGGGAGUUGAGAAAGAGGCAGGUGGAGCUGUUGGCGCCGUUGAUAAGGAGUAGAAAGGCUUACGUGGAGGGAAGUUUGGCGGGAAAUGACAUGGCGAGUCCAGUCGGUGCUGCUUACGUGGACUCGCUGUUCGGGUUGGAGGUGCCUGAACGAGGACGGUUGGGGGAGGAGGAGCUCGUGACGCUGGUGUCGGAGAUUAUCAGCGCAGGGACGGACACGAGCGCCACCGCGCUGGAGUGGGCGCUGCUUCAUUUGGUGAUGGACCAAGAGGUUCAGGAGAGGUUGUAUAAAGAGAUUGUGGAGUGUGUGGGGAAGGACGGGGUGGUUACGGAGAGUCACGUGGAGAAGAUGCCUUACCUGAGCGCCGUGGUGAAGGAGACUUUCCGGCGUCACCCGCCGAGCCAUUUCGUGCUGUCCCACGCGGCCACUGAGGAUACGAAGCUGGGAGGGUAUACCGUCCCGAAGAACGCGAGUGUGGAAUUUUACACGGCGUGGUUGACGGAGGAUCCGAACAUGUGGGAAGAUCCUGAUGAGUUCCGACCGGAGAGGUUUUUGAGCGGGGACGGGGUUGACGUGGAUGUGACGGGAACGAAAGGUGUGAAGAUGAUGCCCUUCGGUAUUGGGAGGAGGAUUUGUCCAGCAUGGACGUUAGGCAUUCUGCAUAUAAACUUGUUAUUGGCGAAGAUGGUGCAGGCUUUCCACUGGUUGCCCAAUCCCAACGCUCCACCCGACCCGACCGAGACCUUCGCUUUCACUGUCGUCAUGAAGAACCCUCUCAAGGCGGUUAUCGUCCCUCGGUCCAUUUAA
Molecule: messenger RNA, 1521 nt
Organism: Sphenostylis stenocarpa
Lineage: Eukaryota; Viridiplantae; Streptophyta; Magnoliopsida; Fabales; Fabaceae
Source: the annotation of a GenBank genome assembly